ACGCUUUAACGAUCAAAAAAAGGCGUAGCUAAAUGAACAUUGCUGAAAACACAGAGCGGACAUUAACGCCGGAAAACACCGAAACUUUCGAGCUGCUCGUAGGUUCCGUCACAGUCAGUCGGUGCUGUUCGGUGUUCCGUUACCGUCACCGACUCUGUCUGUGACUGUCAACGUUCGGAAAUAACGAAAAAAACAACAGGAACGCCGGGGCGUUAGCCAGCUAGCCAGCUAGCAUAGCCACCUAGCCGCCGCAUCAGUAGCAGCAGCAGCUAGCCUUAGCUUUGGCAUCAGCAUCAGCCGCGAAACGAUAUAAAGAUGAUAGCGCUCAUCAACAAACUACUGGACUGGUUCAAAGCUCUGUUCUGGAAGGAGGAGAUGGAGCUGACGCUGGUGGGACUGCAGUACUCCGGGAAGACCACCUUCGUCAACGUGAUAGCGUCAGGACAGUUCAGUGAAGACAUGAUUCCCACAGUUGGAUUCAACAUGAGGAAAAUCACUAAAGGCAACGUCACCAUCAAGUUGUGGGACAUUGGUGGUCAGCCUCGCUUCAGGAGCAUGUGGGAGCGUUACUGCCGAGGAGUCAGCGCUAUCGUUUACAUGGUGGACGCGGCCGAUCCAGAGAAAAUCGAAGCCUCUAAGAACGAACUCCACAACCUGCUGGACAAACCUCAGCUGCAGGGAAUUCCUGUUCUGGUUCUGGGUAAUAAGAGGGACCUGCCAGGAGCUCUGGAUGAGAAGGAACUCAUAGAGAGGAUGAACCUGUCGGCGAUCCAGGACAGAGAGAUCUGCUGCUACUCCAUCUCCUGCAAGGAGAAAGACAACAUCGACAUCACCCUCCAGUGGUUGAUCCAACACUCCAGGACUAAGAGGAGUUCCUGAGAGCAGAGACACGCCCCAAACCGAACUGGCCACACCCCCACCAAACUUAACACAUCCUCUCUCUUUGAUCAACUUCAUCCCCAACACGUCACAUGACCUAAAACUUAUUAACCCCUCUCUUUCCCCUCAUUUAACCCCCUCCCCCCUCAUUAUGACCCCGCCCCCUCAUUUACUCCGCCCUCCAGAGAUGCACUGAUACCGCUGAGGUUUUGUUUCUAGAGAGAAUGAAAACAUCGCAACUGUUUAACGUAACAUCUACGUUUUCCUGAUGUUUUUUUAAUAGCGAGCUAAAUUUUUCUACGUGAGAUCGGAGCAGCAGCGAUGAUGAGCGCCCUCUGCUGGUCAAUCAUCUGACUCUGAUUGUUUUUAUGAAGUAAAUGUGAAGACCGUUAUUAUUAACAGUAUUAAAGUUGAUCGGGUCAGAAAAAUAAAUCUAACCAUUUUUAAACUUAAGUCUCUCCUGAGCAGAUUUGUGUCGUUUUAUUCUGAAAACAGGAAGUUGGUAUCAGUGUAUCUAUUUUACAAUGAAACUAAAUAACAGUUUUAUUGCCUUCAUCGCCGUAAACUGCCACAAAUGUUUUUGUUUUUUACACCAAUGGGCAAAAGUUAGCCUGGUUAGCCUGUUAGCUGGAGCAAUUUAGCAUUGUUAGCUGGAGGGUGUUAGCUCAGUUAGCUGGAGGCUGUUAGGCACUAGCCAAUUAAGCUAAUAGGCUCUUGCUAAUGAGGUGUUAGCUCAUUUAGCUUCCAGCUAUUUUAGCUGAGGCUGUUGGUUAAGUUAGCUGGAGGCUGUGAGCCCAGUUAGCUGUUAACUCAGUUAGCUGGAGGCUGUUAGGGUCUAGCCAACUAAGCUAAUAGGCUCCUGCUAAAUGAGGUGUUAGCUCAUUUAGCUUCCAGCUAUUUUAGCUGAGGCUACUGGUUAAGUUAGCUGGAGGCUGUGAGCCCAGUUAGCUGUUAACUCAGUUAGCUGGAGGCUGUUAGGGUCUAGCCAACUAAGCUAAUAGGCUCCUGCUAAAUGAGGUGUUAGCUCAUUUAGCUUCCAGCUAUUUUAGCUGAGGCUGUUAGCUCAGUUAGCUUGAGGCUGUUAGCUCAGUUAGCUUGAGGCUGUUAGCCCAGUUAGCUCAGUUAGCUGGAGGCUGUUUUGUUGAUAUUCUUCCCUUAGAUUUUUUCCCCCAUGAACCUUUAAUCUGAAACUUCAUCACUUCCUUUUUUAUUCCUGUUUUACUUCCAUCCAUCUUUUCACCUGUAUAAUCCUGAGAAGCUCCGCCUCCUCCCUCAUCUGUUGUAAACUGCUUGUCCUCCUUCUGUCCUGCUGUCCUUCCUGUUCUUUAUUAUCUCUCUCUCUCUCUGUCCUGAGCGAGGGACUCAGAUCUUUUUAUUGCACUGUUGAUUUUGUUUUUGUAAAAUAUUAAUGAUGAAAAUAAUGUUAAUAACCAGAUUUAAUGAAGUGGUACGUUCAACUACAGGAGGACUGAAGUCUCUGUAAGAAGCCUUUUAUUUGUUUUAUAUUAUUAUUAUUGUUAUUAUUGUUUUUUAAUGUCGUUUGUUGAUGUGAUGACGCUGGGACAUGAGUCAGUGAUUGGACCAGAGCCGUCACAUGAUCAGGCUGCAGUGUUUACAUCGUCAUGUGGUAUUAAACGCAGAAAUGUCAUUGGUCAAAACCCGCAUAUUAAAAAGUUUUUAUUUAAAAAUCAA
Molecule: messenger RNA, 2571 nt
Organism: Solea solea (common sole)
Lineage: Eukaryota; Metazoa; Chordata; Actinopteri; Pleuronectiformes; Soleidae
Product: ADP-ribosylation factor-like protein 8A
Exons: 7
Coding region: 316-879 (187 amino acids)
Biological process (GO): protein transport; anterograde axonal transport
Cellular component (GO): lysosomal membrane
Molecular function (GO): GTPase activity; GTP binding
Source: RefSeq, a predicted model, not a curated record